UACGCAGCUACUGACGUCAAGACCAGGAAGUUCCAACACAGUCAACUUGUCUGCGCGCUGUGCUCGGAGCUCAGUGUCUCUCGUUGGGUUUUUUCUUUGUAAACAAAGUGAAGGGCUCGUGUUUGUUUCAGCAUUUUGUCGUUUCGAGCGGGACGAACAGCCUCGGUGUCGCCGUGUGUCCUCUGUCUGUGACACAAUGCGUUGUUACCGUCCGUGCUAGCUGGCUAGCCGAGCAGCUAGCAGCCAGUCGCGGUUGUUUUGGUUAUUAACGUGAACGGUGACGUUACGCGGACGGUGUCUCGAGCCAGCUUCCACCGCUCCUCGCGCGCAUUGAAAGGUUUUGUUUGACGCGGUAAAGUCAGAAACUCUUUUUGUUAUACGAGUUGGCUGUUUCAGAGAGAUUCAUGUGAAUCGUGGGUGGUGCAGCAGCUACUUUACCCGCGGUCUCCUACCUGAAGACAGCACUGCUAGGGGCCCGUCCGGUUUGUCCCUUGUCCCCGAACAGUGGACGUCUGGCGAGCUUCCAAAGCUCUCUGUGAACUGGAUCCAAUGCGUGGGAUGAUGGGGACCCAGAGCAGUCCUGUCAAGAGUUACGAUUAUCUCCUGAAAUUCCUUUUGGUGGGAGACAGCGAUGUCGGAAAGGGAGAGAUCUUGGACAGUCUGCAAGACGGGUCGGUAGAGUCUCCUUACGCCUACAGCAGCGGGAUUGAUUAUAAGACCACCACAAUUCUGCUGGAUGGAAGAAGAGUGAAAUUAGAGUUAUGGGACACAUCAGGACAAGGCCGAUUCUGCACCAUCUUCAGGUCCUACUCUCGUGGAGCACAGGGCAUCCUGCUCGUGUAUGACAUCACUAACGGCUGGUCUUUUGACGGCAUUGACCGCUGGAUCCGGGAAAUUGACGAGCAUGCACCAGGCGUACCCAGGAUCCUGGUGGGCAACCGGCUUCACCUGGCUUUCAAGCGGCAGGUGCCAACAGAGCAGGCGAGGGCUUACGCGGAGAAGAACAGCAUGACUUUCUUCGAGGUCAGUCCGCUGUGCAACUUCAACGUCAUCGAAUCCUUCACAGAACUUUCUCGCAUUGUGCUGAUGAGGCACGGGAUGGAGAAAUUCUGGAGGCCCAACAGAGUCUUCAGCCUCCAAGACCUGUGCUGCCGUUCAAUCGUCUCCUGCACACCCGUGCACCUCAUCGAUAAACUGCCCCUCCCUGUGGCCAUCAAGUCGCACCUCAAGUCUUUCUCCAUGGCUAACGGCAUGAACGCGGUCAUGAUGCACGGACGCUCCUACUCUGUGGCCAACAGCGCAGCUUCAGGUGGAAGCAGCAGUGGCGGAAGCAAAGCCAACAGUCUCAAACGUUCAAAGUCCUUCAGGCCUCCACAGAGUCCUCCGAAGAACUCGUCGGCGUCCUCUAAAGGGAACUGUAAGAUUUCAUAGAGAAGGAGCGGACUAAUGGGCGCCUCCUUAGGGCCAGUAUUAAAGGUGUUGUUGCCCCAAGAGGUCACGUGGGGCACAGAAGAGCAUGAAGAGCUACCAGCAAUCUUUUCCAGAAACGGAUUCAGCUGUGAACUUACAUUGACCUUUGGGAAACCGUCUUGGACAGGUGGUUUGGUUUCUGUUCUCUUUGCGCUUGCUGGUGCCAUCUUGUGGAUGUCCGUUUACCCGUACUGUUUACUACAGAGGCUCACUGUGAUCAAGUAGAACAAGAUUUCCCUGGGACCAACAGAUGUGAAUCAAGGAUAAUCACUCUCCUGUUAACACUACAAACGAGUGGAGGGACGUUAGCUAUCUUUUUAUUUGGAAUAUGAUUGUUGUAUUUAACGUUGGACUUGAAGUUGUAAAUAUACAUGUGCUAGUUGUUCUGGUCUGUGUUUGGUAAUCGAUCCUGGAGAGGUGCUUCUUAUGCUUGUUUUUGUCUGUUUUGUAUUUGUGUAGUGUCUGUCAUAGAAAAAUUCCCUCUGCAACCUCAAGGGCGUUGAGCUGCUUAUUUAAAACUCAGAUUAGUGAAGUUUUAAAUAAGACUGGCUUCAGUUGAAUGUUCUGAAUAGAGUGGGGCUAGUUUCUUCAGAUAAACUAGUGCUAGACUAAAAAAAAAAAAACCUUCAGUCUAGCAUUACUUCAUCUGUGAGACUUUCCAGCAAAGUCGAGCUGAGUCGUCCCGCUUUGAAGACUUCCUGCAGUGCCCCUAAAUUCCAGCCCAAAUGAAAUCCCCCUCUAUCUCCAUCAGUCAUUGCUUUGAACAUCUGUUGACUUUCUCAGGCCUCUAAAUCUUAAUAACCUCAGUUUGUCUCAUCAGUUUAACCGGUUUAACCCACCAGCAGCAUGAUCAAUCAUUAUUAAACUCUCGACGCAAUUAAGAGACCGCUCGGCGCUGACGAGGAAACCUUGUACAGAUUGUUUUGCUCGGUUGCGUCGGCACCUUCAGAAAGUGUCUUGGUAUCUUAACAGGAAUUUGUGAAACUCAGUGAACAUUGGUGAGAGGAUUCUUUUCAUUUGAUUUGCAUAUUGUAUGUAUAUGCUAUAUGUAUUUAUGAAUGUAAAACAAUAUUCAUCCGCUACUUCUUUCUGUGGCCAUGUGGUUAUAAUAUGUGGGACUGUAAGAAUCAGAGGUGGAAAGUCAGAUCUGCUACUGUAAACUUUGUAUUUAGAUAUUUGUACUUUUGCUGCUUACGUUUAUUCAUAUUUUUUAGACCCGUCGUUCACAGCAGAAAAUGUAUUCCUAACAAUGUGGCCACUAAUGUCAUAUGAAUUUUAAUCAGAGCUAAUGAUAUCAUUUCUUUUCUAAUUGUAUAAUCGACACAGAUACUUUUAUUCUGAUAUACAUACUCAGUUUUCUUUCCACCUCUGAUCAACGUGCUGUAUUUCCACUUCAACAUUCCCAGUGUCAUGGCUACAUGUCUGUGAUAAGGUCAUCCAGGGCAUAAAAAAACUGAUUGGUGCAUGUUUCUUCCCGGCGCCUGUUUUUAUGUGGUGUAUUGAGAGCAGUACAAUAGGCUAACACAACUCUUUGGUGAACAUUUAAAGCACUAUGUGUAAACGUUUGAUGGUGUUGCUAUCAGAGCUGUGUCUCCAGGUUUUGGAUACUGGAUUCAUUCAAAUUUGUCUCCAUUGAAAACAGUCACCCAUCAAAAUAAAGGGUAAAACUACAAGGUC
Molecule: messenger RNA, 3147 nt
Organism: Larimichthys crocea (large yellow croaker)
Lineage: Eukaryota; Metazoa; Chordata; Actinopteri; Sciaenidae
Product: ras-related protein Rab-40C
Exons: 6
Coding region: 550-1431 (293 amino acids)
Biological process (GO): intracellular signal transduction
Molecular function (GO): GTP binding; GTPase activity
Source: RefSeq, a predicted model, not a curated record